This is a messenger RNA of Glycine soja, 1319 nucleotides long. RefSeq names its product GATA transcription factor 7-like. The coding region runs from base 173 to 1057 and encodes 294 amino acids. The record is from RefSeq and is a predicted model, not a curated record. Gene Ontology annotation, cellular component: nucleus. The transcript has 3 exons. Gene Ontology annotation, molecular function: sequence-specific DNA binding; zinc ion binding. Gene Ontology annotation, biological process: positive regulation of DNA-templated transcription. Lineage: Eukaryota; Viridiplantae; Streptophyta; Magnoliopsida; Fabales; Fabaceae.
UUUAAAAAGAUAGAGGAACAGAGAUCCUGAUAAGAUAGAACGAAAAGAGAGAUAAAGUUAAAGAAAUUAAAUACCACCAAUUUCGCCCACGAAAGCCUCUCUCUCGUUCGUUGCUUCAAACUUCAAACUUCAAACUCCUCCGCGGCUUCCCUUCUCGUUCUUCUUCACAGAAAUGGAGGUAGCAGUGGCCAAAGCGUUGAAACCGAGUUUAAGGAGUGAGUUCAUCGUUCAGAAAAUGCACUGCGAGGAUAUUUUCAGCCUGAACGCGAACACCGUCGCCGUCGGCGAAGAUUUCUCCGUGGACGACCUAUUUGACUUCUCUAACGGCUCUCUGCACAACGAACACCAACAAGAGUGCGACGAAGAGAAACAAAGUUUAUCUGCUUCGUCGCAGUCACAGGACCGUGGAGAAGACGAUAGCAACUCCAAUUCCACCGGCGUUUCCUAUGAUUCACUUUUCUCCACCGAAUUAGCCGUUCCGGCCGGUGACUUGGAGGACCUAGAGUGGGUUUCACACUUCGUGGACGAUUCACUCCCGGAGCUGUCACUUUUAUACCCGGUUCGUUCGGAGGAAGCGAACCGGUUUGUUGAACCGGAACCCUCAGUGAAGAAAACGCCUCGUUUUCCGUGGGAAAUGAAAAUAACGAGCAAGGCGAGAAGCGUACGGAAUAGGAAGCCCAACACUCGCGUGUGGUCAUUGGGCAGCACGUUGCUCUCGCUCCCGUCUUCGCCGCCCGCGAAGAAGCAGAAGAAGCGGGCUGAGGCCCAGGUCCAGCCCGUUGGAGUCCAGAUUCAGCGGCGGUGCAGUCACUGCCAGGUGCAGAAGACGCCGCAGUGGAGGACCGGCCCACUGGGCGCCAAAACCCUUUGCAACGCGUGCGGGGUUCGGUACAAGUCGGGUCGGUUAUUUUCGGAGUAUAGACCGGCGUGUAGUCCCACCUUCUGCAGCGAUAUUCACUCCAAUAGUCACCGUAAAGUGUUAGAGAUUCGGAAGAGGAAAGAGGUGGCUGAACCGGAUACCGGCUUGGCCCAGACUCAAAUGGUUCCCACCUGCUGAUAUUUUAUUAGAGUCUAGGGAAAAAUUUGCAGUUUAGGAAUACAAACCCGGUUUGAACCGGUUCGGUUUUUGUAUGAUAUUUAGUUAGUGCUAGUGCUAGGCAGUAGUCACACUAGUCAGGCAACCAACCGAUAAUAUUAGGAAUUACUAGUAAUUAGGCAUUGAUUGUUUGUAUUUGUAAGGUUGUAUUGUAUUGUAUCCCAUUUACUUAGUGUUGUUGAUUUUAUUUAAUUUAAUACAUAGUUUAAGUUAACUUGAGGAA